AACACAUAGAGUUGGGAAGGGCUUCUCUGCCCUAUCUAGAAUUCUGGAUUCUUCAUAUCAGCAAAGAUAAUGUUUGAGAAGUAAUUCCAAUGGAACUUAGCAAACAUAUUUUUUUUUUUGCACUGUUCCUUGAACAAACACUGAUCAUGUAUAAAAAUAUAUAAAGUGCAUUUGCACCUUACUCUUUCAAUCUCCUUGACAUAGACAAGGCUUCACCAUGAAAAGCCUGGUGAGUAUAACGUGACAUGUUCAAGAAAAUUAAGAAGAAUCUAUAAUAUUACCCAGAUUGUAUUUUGAAAGGCUUUGUCAUUGUUCUCUGUUCUAGAUUGUGAUUGCUGCCCUCUUGGGAGUCUUCCUAACUCAAACUCUAGCAAACGACGUAAGUAAAUAAAUGCAGAUUGUUUGAAUCGAUUCCAUACUAAUUAUAUUUGCCAUACACAAACUUUGGUUAAGUGGGCGUGGCUUUGAGUCUUGAGCAAAAAGGUCACUUAUUGUCUCUUAUCGACAUAUAUUUUAAUAGAUUUUAGCCAAUAGAGCAUAUUUACUCAUUGUAUGACCAUAUAGCCCCAACAAUGCAGACUAUAAAAAUACUAUUCAGGAGUCCACCCUUCAAUCUGAGUGCUGGUUCUUCUGAAUCUUCUAUAAUUCAUACCUUUACAUCUGCUCUUUAUUUAUUGGUCUAAAAAUCUAUUUGUAAUUAAACUCUUAAAAUAAAUAUCCAACACUUGUACACGCGUGUUGCUUGCUUAUGUGUGUUGGUAUUUCUUAAGUUCAGGUUCUUUAUUGCAUAUUUACAUUGAUUUAUAUUUAGUUUUUUAUAGUGCAUUUUUUGUUUGUUUUUUAUAUUGCAUAUUUAAAAAAUUAGUUUUUUUAUAUGGCAUAUUAAAAAAUACAAAAUGGAAACUAAUUGAAUUUAGGAAAAGUAGGUUUAAUAGAAAUCACACAGACUUAGAAAACAAGGUAAACUGAAAACCUUCUAUAAGUCAGGUAUUUUGUCAAAAAUAAUGCUUAAAUAAUUUUAAUAUAUAUAGUAUUAAAUAAUAAAAUGAUCAAAAAUAAGAGCACAUUAUUAAACACGUGAUCUCUGCAUUAAACUAGCUCACACUAUCUCUGCCCAUAUAGGAGAAUAUUGGUAGCACUCUAUGCAAGGUUGCAAUUUAGUCCAGUACAUGUUCUUUAGGGAUCAUGUGUAUCAACAACACAAAACCAAUUAUCUAUCAUCUCUAUGGCAGUUAUGCUAUUCAAGUAAUAAAUGAAAAAAAAGUUUAUAAUUUGGAACUUAAACAAUUGAUACAUUUUUUUUUUUAAAUAAAAUAAAAUAAAACCAUAUACUUUUGCAGCAUCAAUUAAGUGUACAAUGCUAAAUAUACACACACACACACACACACAAAACCCACAAUGCAACUGUUGUACAAUAGUUAAACCCAUACAGAUGUGAAAUACUUCUUUGUGCAUGAAGUUAGUUUUCCAGUAUCAGUCAGCAUGUUGACAGACAAAAAUCUUGUAAUAUGUACAGUAUACGCAUGAAUACAAAUAGACCAAAGAUCAAAUAUCACUCACAAAAAAUGGGUAGAUUUGCUGCUCUCAUUUUGAUGGUUAUAUUGAAGCUCAGGUAAUGAUAAAAAAUAUUCACUCUAUAUAAACUCAGGUUAUAACUGAAAAUAAUACAUGUGUAGAGAGUAACAUUUAUUAAAACACACACAAAAAUUUGUUUUAAUAAAUGUUAUUUUUAUAUGCAUAUAUUUUUCCUCCAUUUUUCAUUCCGUAACCUCAACCUAUGUUCCUAAGAGUGUAAUCUGACUUUUCAUCAUUAGCAGAGUUGCAAAGGAACCCUUAAAGUGAAAGUAACAGUAAUCAUGUUCCUUUUUUGUGAAUGCUACUUCAUAUUUAAACUAACACCCUUUAUUAGUGUUUAUACAUACUGCACAAUCAUUGUGCCCUCUUUUUGUCUCUUGAUAUACUGAUCAAUAUCAGACAUCCUUCAUGCUGAUAUAAGUAUUUUUUACAUGUAUCUAUGUAUGUGUGUUACACAUAGUACACCAAAUGCUACCUAGCCAACAAUGCAUCCUGUACUAUACUGACCAAAAAAAACCAAACAGGUCUUACCUAGCAAAAAGUGUGACAAAUGAAUACAAGCCACUUAAUAUAGACUUGAUAUUUAAGUAAAUGCAUUGAUAUUGGUGUGAGAUUGCAUAAAUCUUGAGAAAAUUAGAUUUGACAAUUUUUCUUUAAAUAUUUUAAUAUCCCUGUUCCAGAAUAUCAAAAUCAACAAUGAAGGAAAUGAUGGAGGCAAUGUUUACCAGAACGUCAACAUUAACAACCAGGACAAUAUUGCCAGUGUCAACAGCCUAAAUGGCUGGAACUCCUGGGAUUCCGUCUGUGACUUUGGCAGAGUAAGUAAUGUACAGAGUCAUGGUAUAAAAUAGGAGGAUAACAUGGGAAUCUGUAGGUCCUACAAAGAGUUUGGGUUACAGUAAGCCUUUUAAAAUGCAGCCAACGAGUGUUUAUUAACCAAAUAAAUAUAGUAACAUUGAUAAUAUUAAAAAUAAUGUUCAUACCUUUAAAACAUGCAAGGGGUAAAGAUAGUAUACUGUUGUUUUCUGUACAUGUUGAUGUGCAGUUAUUUAUAAAUUGCAUGUAGCAAUCUGGUUAUUUUUUUCAAUUAGUAAGUUUCUCAGUUGUAAAAUAUAUUCGUAUAACAAAUAUUCAUACCUUGUACGUAUCCCUAUUUAGGAGGGACAGUCCCUAUUUGUGGCCCAAAGCCAUCAGAAACUCUUUUCUGUUCUAAUGUUUCUCUUUUCUGGGAGCUAAGAAGAGGCAUAACUAGAAACCACCAGGCCAUGGUGCAACAAUUGCCCCGGGCCCACCCAUGUUUCAUUCCCUCCCCCCAGCUCCUCCAUUUGUCUCAUUCCCUCUCUCCCUCCAGACCCUCUCUCCCACUAGCCCCUCCAUUUGUCUCAUUCCCUUUCCCCUCCAUUUUCCCCCAGCCCCUCUAUCAUUGUGCUCUCUUUUUGUCUCUUGAUAUGCUGAUUGAUUUCAGGAGACAUCCUUAAUGCUAAUAAGUAUUUUUUACAUGUAUGCAUGCGUGUUGCACAUAAUACACCAAAAGCAUUGUAGGGUAUGCUACCUAGCUAACAAUGCAUCCUGUACAAUACUGACCAAAAAAAACAUCUUACCUAGCAAAGAGUGUCACAAAUUAAUUCAAGCCUUAUUCCCUCUCUAACAGCCCCUCCAUUUAUGUCAUUCCCCCCCUCACCUUCUCUCAGGCCCUCCAUUUGUGUCAUUCCCCCCUCACCUUCUCUCAGCCCAUCCAAUUGUGUCAUUCCCUCUCUCAGCCCAUCCAUUUGUCUCAUUAUCUCUCUCUCCCCCCUUCCCUCCUGUACCUCCUGUCUCUGUGUGGUGUGGCCAAGUGAUACACAGUCUGAAAGCAAGUGCUCUCUCACUGAGCUCUUCCUGUCAGACCAUAGUGCUAGGCCAGGCUACACACAGAGUGGCAGUAAGGAAGUAGCACAGCACAGUGCUUCUAACCUGACGGUCACUCUGCAACCGAGGGCCCCGGGCCAGUGCAGCCAUGCACUGGCCUUGAAAUUGUGGCGGCCCAUGGUCUCAGGGGUUGCAGCUGUGGCCAGACCCCAUGGAGUGACAGGCCCAGUCGCCACUGCAACCUCUGCGACCAUGGUAGGUACGCCACUGGAGCUCAGUAAUAUUGAUGUGCAUACAUUUAUACAAGAGCUUCAAAGCUGUAAUACUCACAGUAAUUAGUCUUUAAACUACAAUAAAUGUGUUUAGAAAGUCCUUUCUGACCUUCCUGACUCCCUUUCCUUUCCUAAUGGUACCAAUAACUAUCUGGAUAUUGGCACUACAAAGUUUUAGCCUUACUCCCUUGAACAGUUUUUUUUGGUAUCAGAGUGGUUAACUCCUUUUUACUCAGGCUGCAAUGGCCUUGUGAUACCUCCCUUCCUUCUCUCUCUGUUCUGAUCCAUUACCACUUUUACACCCCUCACAUUCCUGGUAUUCCAUUUGGGCUUAGUCGAUGCUUCCUUGACAUGGUAUUUUGAAUGGAUCCUGCGUGAUCCCUUCUAGUGACACAAGUUGCAUAUUUUCCUGUUUGCAUUGUUCCUUUCUGGGAGUUAUCCCCUCUCCCUUUUCUUCUUGCCAUGUUUCUUUUUUAUUUAUAUAUUUAUUGAUGAAAAUUCAAUAGAAAUAAUAACAAUUUAAAAAAAAAAAAUCUGUGUCAAUAAAACACAUUGUUCUUGUUCUAAAUUAAAUUUUUUAGUAAUAUUAGUAAGUUGCCAAAAAAAAAAAUCACAAAACAGCCCUGCCCCUGGACACACACUAAAUAUUACAUAAUCUGCCAACUAUUUCAAUAGUUAUUUUUUUUUCAAUCCUGUACUGCAUGGAUAGUAACGUAAUCUGUGCAAUUAUUCCUCAUAGGAAUUCGGGAAUUAUGUACAUGUCAUACCAAUGCAGCUCUGUUAACCAAAUCAGAACCAAGACAUACAGUAUUUGGCGAGGACUGCCUGGGUUAAUGGCAGAUACAUAUCUGACUAGCGACAUUUUAAUAACAGCAGUCAAGAUAGCUGCCUCCAAGGACUGUAACUCUGACUUAUCUCAAGCUGCACUGAGACAUGUAUGUCCCAGUGUUACCCUUAUAGUAAAGACUUCUUCUUAACCAUUACAUUAAGCUAACACAAUCUGGGCUGAUGGAAGGAUUUUUGUCUCUGUUAAAGCAAUGAGAUAUUCCAUACUCUGGCAAUCGACUCAUUAACAGUGUCUGCUGAUUUUCUAGAUCAGAGCUGCCCAACAGGUAGAUCCCCAGAUGUUGUAGAACUACAACUCCCAUGAUGAUUUGCAUGCCUCUAGAAUGCUUUUAGAAUGACAAAGCAUCAUGGAGUUGCAGUUCUACAUCAUCUGGGGAUCUACCUGUUGGGCAGCCCUGAUUUAGAUUAUCCAGCAACACUAGGUGAGAAAUGAAAUAAUUGUCCAUUGUCCUUGUACUCAUUCUAUUUGCAACUGUGUUCGUUUUGUAGGGAUUUGCUGCUACCAGACUCUUUAACAAGAAGAUAUGCAUUAUCAACAAGAUGAACAAGUCCUUCCCUACAUUGGCCCAAUUGAGUGCUAUCGCCAAUGACAAGCAGAAGGUCAGACAUGCUUUCACUGCUGCUUUUAUAUAUGACAGGUGUUUAAAGAAAAUGUGUAGUAUGUAUGUAUAUGUAGCUAUGUCAUGUCCCAGUCAACGCAGCAGAAAAGGAUGAACGCAAGUCAGAUCUUUUUAAAAAAACAAAAACAAAUCUUUAGUGCAUAGGUCCACUGUUAGCUCAGGAGAGAUGUUAGUAAGUAAUGGGAGGUCCAGCAUAAUAAGAAUUAGAUGAAUAAUAGAGUGUGAGAUAUGGGUCUAUACCAAGCUGAUGAGGGUAUGAAAUCCAGAUGAUAGUGAAUCCCUCUAGAAUUAUUGCCAUACAGAAUCUACGGCUUAAAAAGUCAGGCUACUAGCCAGAUAUUAAAAGUUACUCGCUAUUGUAAGCCUGAAGAGAUGGAUUUCUACUUUUGAGUGUUGUCGUGAGCCAGUAGACUUAGGAAAUAAUAAAUUGUGUGACAAUACUGAAGGUUAAUGUAUAAAGGGAAUUAUCUUUUCUAAAACCAGAGUAUAACAGUAACAGUCAUGUUAAGAGGUCCUGCUUUCUACAAUAACUGAACCCUGAAUGUGGAAAUUGUCAAGAAAACUGAAUUUAACAUAUUCAUUGAAUUUCAAGAGUCACCUGCACUACAAAUGUAUUGUUUUUAUCUUAUCUUACAAUAACAUAGUAAAUCACCGUUCUACUUAGUAGUGGACAAUUUGACCAAAACUGAAGUGAGGUUUGUGCUGGAUGCUGUACUAUGAAUUCUAGGAUAAAAAUUAGGAAAAAGAAUGAAAAUGCUAGAAGCUUGGAAAAGCAAUACUUUUGGGUUUGGGUUAAGAAUCAGGACAGGAUUAUAAGGAUACUUUUUUGGGUUGAAAGCAUAGCUGACUUUUUCCAUGUUUCCAUUUUUGGCUAUUUUGACCUAAAAUUUUAAAUUCACUUUGAAUUCUCACUUUAGCAAAUAAUAGCACCCAUGAAUGAAAUGGCUUUUACAGAUUAAGUUGUCCAUGACACGUUUGGAUUUGGCUAACUUGCUCUUAGCUCAAUGUUUAUGUUAAAUACCCAUUAGGUGAAUCAUUAAUAAUUCUUUAAAAACGUAACAUUUCUCAAUCCAUAUAGAUGUUCUCACCAGUCAUCUCCUGCAGCUAAUCCUCACACACAGAAAUGGAGAUAAAUUGCUAUUUUUCCAUAGAUAAAUUUAAUAACAUCCCAUUAAUAUUGUUUAAUAAAUAAAUGUGAGAACAUGAAAAUCAUGAUAUUGUUUUGCAUUUUCAUAAAGAAAUCAAAGAUUCAUAAUGCCAUUUACAAUACAUAGGAGUCUAAUGAAUAAUUCACUCUGUUUUUUUUAGCCUGCACCUAAUGCGCAAAUGACAAGCUACACUAUCAACCAGAAACCCGUAGUUCACAUUGAGGAGUAUGGGCAGCACAUUGAAUCUCUAUGUAAAGGACUUCCUGCCUACACCGCCAUGGAGAUUCCUAGUAAGUAAACUUUGAAAACAGGGAGCAUUGCUAAUGUAACUUAUUUGACUCAUACUACUUGCAUAUUUCUCAAUACACUCAGAUGUUAUUGUUGACUAAAGUGGGUUCCCAUUUCUGUACCACAACUUCAAGGACCCAUUUUUUACUUCUAGAAAAGUGUGUUAUUUUAAAACAACUGUGUUUUAGGGUGAUGUUUGUGCAUAGAACCCCUAGGUGCAUUAUUAGUGAACCCCAACAGGUAGCUAUGGGACAGUGGAGAAAUGGCCUGGUUUUGCCAUUGAUAUUUACUGGAGGGCAGGGAAAUAUUAGAAAGAUGCAUUACAUAACACAAAUUACAGGUGUUAAAAAAACAAAACAAAAAAACAGAUCAGCAAGUGAUGAAACCAAUCACUAAACAAGAAAAUGGUAUAUAGGGGGGUAUUCAUAUCAUAUACAGCUGCUCAAAACUGCACAUUUAUAUUUGUUGUAAGUCAUAUUUAUAUUGGUUGGGAUGAACAAUUAUUAAGUUAAAGAAAGGCAUCUUGCAAACGCUAUGCUUUCAGUCAUGUUUAUUAGAAUAUUAGUGUCGGUUAAGCAAAGGUAUACAUUUAUAAGUUACAAUGCAUUAUGAUUUAAAUGUACAAAUCUCCAAAUCUCCAAGGUAAUGGUAUAAGAAACUAAAUCGGUUGGGAAUUGUAGAAGUAAUGCAGGUUUUCACUCUUUGGACCAAAAUUAAAAUUUUGAUGUCAAAUGUCUCUGUAAAACCAGUUCAAUAAUUUCAUCAGAAGUUUUGCAUACAGAUGUGCUAUGCGAAUCCACGAGUGCCUAGCCCUUCCUUUGCUGGAAUUUGCUGUGGUUUUUCUUUUGUGCUGGGAAUUAAUCUUCGUAAAAAGGACUAUGCUAGUGGCAGAACUACCAGGGUUGAUAGCUCUGCCUGUUACCUGCCUCCAGGUUAUUAUGACACCACUCUGAACGGCCGGCCAGAAAAACAUUUGGCAACCUUAAAUAACAAGGAAUGGCAGCAAUUGUGGAUAUCAUGUUGACCUAGCAAUAUUUGCUGUUUGCAAAUAUUUUGGUACAAUAUAAAUAAUAAUAAAUCGUGACAAAUUUGACAGAAGAUAUCUCAAGGCACAGUUGUAAACACAGCUAUUUUUAGCUUAUAACUAGAUAUUUUCUCCUUAUUGAAAGGUAGACCAACACCUAAAAAAAGAAAGUAAAAUGAAAACAAAAUGUUUAUUUAUUAAUGUCUCCAAUCAAUUACCUGUAAAACUGUUUAAAAUAACCGAUAUUUUCAAUAUUAUCAGGCUUAUUAUAAAAUGUGUUAUGUAAAGUAUGUCAAUACAUAGAAAAAUAACUAAUUUCUCUAGAUUGUAUAUGAUCAAAAAAUUUGGAAAUACAUUCUCAACGCAUUCACUGAUGGUAGUUUUAGCUUUCCUCUGAACUAACCAGAUGUGUGUCACAGAGAAAGUAAGGCUUAAAUGUCUCCUUCUACUAUAACAAAGCAUAUCUUUUCAGAUGUCGGAGGAGAGUUUUCCUUUUGCAAAAGCAACAGUAUCAUCACAAUUUUGGGAAUCAGCUUCUGUUUUUAAGAUGUUCAUUUGGAGGAUUACAGCUCUCUGACAUGACGCGUUGAGACGUCUUUUUCCAAAUAUUCCACCCUAUGGAAUCUUAAUAUUCUUUCAAUGACAUACAAUAAAAGAUUUCUCCCCAGCUAUUGGCUGCUCGUGUCUUUUUAAGUAAAACCAACAUGUGGGAAAAAUGUUAAUUAUUUAAAUAAAUAGAACAGAAAAUCACUAUUAAUGUUUUAACGGUUUUGAAAAAUUAUAGAGAAAGAAGAAACUCCUAGACAAAUAAUUUCAACAAAUAACAUACUAAAUUGGAGGCUUGGUGCAAUAAUAUAAAUAUAGGGCUUUUCAUGACCAAAGUCAAGAUGGUAUAUUCAGAAGAAAUUACAAUGCUAGCUUUGAAUAAUAUGGGUAGUAAAUGAAAACCAUAACUUUAAAAUCUGUGCAUAGUCUUUCAAAAGAAUAGAAUACACACAAUAAUUCCACAACUACAAACAAACUAUCCAUGUAUAUCUCUCAUUAACUCUAAAUAACAUUUUGUGUAAUCAACCUACUGUUACAGAUUGUCUCAUAACAUUAUGUUUUAUGUUUUAAUGCAGUGGUCCAAAUUAUUCUUAAAGGGACACUAUAGUCACCAAAACAACUUUAGCUUAAUGAAGCAGUUUUGGUGUAUAGAUCAUGUUCCCGCAGUUUUACUGCUCAAUUCUCUGCCAUUUAGGAGUUAAAUCACUUUGUUUAUGAACCCUAGUCACACCUCCCUGCAUGUGACUUCCUAAACACUUCCUGUAAAGAGCCGUCUAAAGUUUAUCCUUCCUUCAUUGCAAGUUCUAUUUAUUUUGGGUUUUUUACCCCCCUGGUAUGUUAAUAGCUUGCUAGACCCUGCAAGAGCCUCCUGUAUGUGAUUAAUGUUCAAUUUACAGCGAAAGAUAUACAAUUGUUUAAGGAAAAUUACGUCUGAUUGAAUGUGAAACCAGUGUUUUUUCAUGCAGGCUGUGUUGAUCAGAGUCAUGGGGGGUGUGACAAGGCUUGCAUUAACAGAAACAAAGUGAUUUAACUCAUAAAUGACAGUAAAUUGAGCAGUGAAAUUGCAGGAGAAUGAUCUAUACACUAAAACUGCUUCGUUAAGCUAAAGUUGUUUAGGUGAAUAUAGUGUUCCUUUAAAAUCUGUAAGAUCAAUGGCUUGUUUCCUCGAUAACCUAUUUUUUUUUUUUUUAUAAUGUUUGUUAAAUAGUUUGCUAAGGGAUAUUAUUUAGACUCAAUAUAAACAAGUUAAAUUGUGUGCGGCCAUAAUGUCAAGUGUGUCUAUAUUUUUUUGAGCUGCCUUGACUGUCGUUGCGAAUGUUACUCUUGUAUCCAAAUGCUUUUUGUCCUUCAAAUCUAUUUAGAUAUGACCUACAUAAAUAUAAUUAAAUCAGAGAACUGUAAUAUAUCGUUCUUUAAAUAUCUUUUUUUUAUUCUAACAAACCUGCCUUUUCAGGUAUUGGAGGAGAAUUUGUAAGCUGCUGCAGUUCCAGUAUCAUCACGAUUUUGGGCAUCAGCCUGUGUUUUUAAGCCCUCUGGCAAGAUUCCUGCUGAUGCACACCCUCAAACUAUUGUUAUGGAUUAUGUUGAACUCUCAUCCUGUAAUAAAAACAUUUAUUUGGGGUUAAUAGCCGCAUGUCUUUUUUAAUGUAAACCUCUCAGAAGAAAAAUGAUUCAUAAAUAAAUGC
Pelobates cultripes (western spadefoot toad) is the source of this 9852-nucleotide messenger RNA. The record is from the annotation of a GenBank genome assembly. Lineage: Eukaryota; Metazoa; Chordata; Amphibia; Anura; Pelobatidae.